AUGGACGAGGGCAGCCAGGAGAGGAGGCAGCAGCUACUGGGUUCGGGCACAGAGUUUGGGGAAGGGCUCUUCUACGCCCCGAAUGUUAGGGAAGUGGAUGGUGAUACACAGGGAGAGGCCUAUGAAUCUGAAUUUAAGAGCUCUGAAAUGGUGUUUGAAUGUGGAAAGGGUUCAAAGAAAAGUUUUGUUCCACCUACACAGAAAUUGCAUAUGAUAUCUCAAGGUCCUAAUUCACCCCAGGAGCAUAUGACACUAGAAAUGAGACCCUCAGACGCAAUAGCUGAGCCAGUCAGGCUCAAGACCAAGUUAGAGAAGGAGGAGAAGGCAACCACAGAGAAUGAGUCAAACAGUGGAUGGGAGAUAAAAGGCAAGGCUCAAGACAAGCCUAUGGAGAAGAAAGAAAAGGAAAAAACAAGUCUUACUAAUGCAGAAUUUGAGGAGAUUGUCCAGAUUGUACUACAGAAGUCCCUCCAGGACUGCUUGGGUCAGUGUCUAGUCUGGGUCCAAUGUUCCUUACCAAACUGUAAAAAAUGGAGGCGGCUGAGUGGGGACAUUGACCCCUCAAUUCUCCCUGAUGACUGGAUCUGUGACCAGAAUCCAGACUUGGCUCAUAAUCGCUGUGAUAUUCCUGAGGAGAACUGGACAGAGUAUGAGACUGAAGUGGCCUAUGCUUCCUAUAUCCCGGGAUCCAUGAUCUGGGCCAAGCAAUAUGGCUACCCCUGGUGGCCAGGCAUGGUAGAAUCUGAUCCUGACCUAGGAGAGUAUUUUCUUUUUGCUUCUCAUCUUGAUUUCUUACCUUCUAAGUACCACGUGACAUUUUUUGGAGACACAGUUUCUCGUGCUUGGAUCCCAAUCAAUAUGCUAAAGAACUUCCAGGAACUGCCCCUGGAGCUAAUAGGAAUGAAAAAGUACAAGAACAAGGAUUACAGCCAGAAACUGGGGGCAGCCAUAAUGAUGGCUCACAAGGCAGAACAAGUCAAUGUUCAGACUCGGGUUAACUUGUUUGGUUUCUGGAACCGAUACGGUAGAUCUGACAAUAGUGGAGGAAAAAAAGAAGUAAUGCCAUCUAAGGCUAACAAUCCAGAGUCUGGCUUGAAGAAAAAGAAGAGAGAGAAAAAAAAUCCAACUUUGCCUGGUCCCAAGUCAGGCAACAAGCAGACCAAAAAAGCCAAGCCUACAGGUAUGGCAGAUGAACAAGACAGGCCCCUGAAAAAGAGAAUGAAGAGGAGAUCUCUGGGCAGUGAAUCUGUAGAUGCCUCUGCACCCAUCUUUGAGAAGGAAGAAGAGCCAAAGAAUACAGAUGAGCCAGGCUGUAAGACAAAUUUUCAAGCUCCCCAAAGCAAGGCUUCAGCACCCAGAUUGUCUAAGGAAAAAGAAGUCAGAAUGGUGCCCCAGGGCCAGGCCCCACCAGCUUGUCACAGGCCUGGUUUCUUGUUGGGGAAAGCUUGGCCUUCACACCCGGAGCUUCUAGCUGAGGAGGUUAUUCAUGUCCCGGCUGAGGAAGGAGAGUCCAGUGACCUGGACUUUGAGCAACUCAUGGAAGACAUUGGGAGAGAGGCAGAGGAGCGAGGGGAGCUGCAACACGGAGAUAGCGCAGAGGACUUCCCCAUGGCCCUCUUUGAAUAGUGCUGUGCUCCUACCCUGCUCCUGUUCUCUGGAGCUGCUGGGAGAGCCUUGGAGCCAUGUCCUUGAUCAGCUAUUGAAUGUUGGGAGUUGUUGGUUUGACACAAAGUUCUUGUGCAGUUACUGUGUUAAUAAAGCAGAUUUGGUUA
Messenger RNA from Dipodomys spectabilis (banner-tailed kangaroo rat), 1772 nucleotides. It is a transcript of the gene Zcwpw1, whose product is annotated as zinc finger CW-type and PWWP domain containing 1. Lineage: Eukaryota; Metazoa; Chordata; Mammalia; Rodentia; Heteromyidae. The record is from RefSeq and is a predicted model, not a curated record. Bases 1 to 1626 code for a protein of 541 amino acids. Gene Ontology annotation, cellular component: nucleus. The transcript has 14 exons. Gene Ontology annotation, molecular function: zinc ion binding.